This is a messenger RNA of Bombus pyrosoma, 1579 nucleotides long. Its product is annotated as methylthioribose-1-phosphate isomerase. The transcript has 5 exons. NCBI's taxonomy places the organism in Eukaryota, Metazoa, Arthropoda, Insecta, Hymenoptera, Apidae. Gene Ontology annotation, molecular function: S-methyl-5-thioribose-1-phosphate isomerase activity. Bases 159 to 1226 code for a protein of 355 amino acids. The record is from RefSeq and is a predicted model, not a curated record.
AGUCACGGUCGUCCGAAGUGCACGUGAGCUUCAAAUGAACGGGAACUCAUUUCAUUCAGAAACUACGAAGUCGCGGUUCUACUAGCCGCGUUUCGAAUCUGCACGUAUAUUAUCUAGCUAGUGUCACAGGAUUUGUGUUUCGUAUUUGACGGAUUAAAAUGACGUUGCAUGCGAUUAAAUGGGAAAACGGCAAGCUGGAGAUACUGGAUCAGAUAUUGUUGCCGGCAAUCUCCCGAUACAUCCCUGUCAAAGGCGUGGAGGAUGGUUGGAAAGUCAUCAAUAACAUGCAGGUUCGAGGCGCACCAGCGAUAGCUAUCGUGGGCUGUUUAAGUUUAGCAACGGAGAUUAGGAAUGAAGAAUAUAUGGACAAGAAGAGUCUACGACAGGAUGUGGAGGGCAAAUUGAAUUACUUGGUCUCGGCUCGACCAACUGCUGUUAAUAUGAAAAUAGCAGCAGAUGAAUUAAUUCAGUUGGCUAAUAAGCUUAGUAAAGAUGAGACUGUUAAUGUAAUUGAAAUGAAAGAAAGGUUUAUCGCAGCCAUAGAAGCCAUGUUGGAAAAGGAUAUCGCGGAUAACAAGGCCAUUGGGGACUAUGGAGCUCAGGAAAUUCUGAAGAACGUGUCUGGGGACAACUUCGUUAGAAUCUUGACGCACUGUAACACUGGCAGUCUUGCAACAGCAGGUUAUGGCACAGCUUUAGGUGUUAUUAGAUCCCUUCAUAAGAGAAAUAGUCUUGAACACGCAUACUGCUCCGAAACAAGGCCAUAUAACCAAGGAGCGCGGCUGACUGCGUACGAAUUAGUAUAUGAAGAUGUUCCUGCGACUUUAAUUUGCGACGAUAUGGUGGCAGCACUGAUGAAAACAAGAAAUAUCUCUGCAGUUGUUGUUGGUGCAGACAGGGUUGCUGCAAAUGGCGAUACAGCUAACAAAAUUGGAACUUACCAGAUUGCCAUAGUUGCUAAAUACCACAAUGUUCCCUUCUAUGUAGCAGCUCCACGGACUUCCAUAGACUUUACUAUUCCUAAUGGUGAUCAUAUAGUUAUCGAAGAAAGGCCAGAAAGGGAAAUGACACAUAUAAACGAUCAACGAAUCGCGGCACCCGGAAUACAAUGUUGGAAUCCGGCCUUUGACGUAACCCCAGCUAGUCUGAUUAAAGGUAUCAUUACGGAAGUUGGGGUAUACAGACCCGAAGAUCUGAUACAAUUGAAGAACUAUGAAAACUCAUAAAGUAUCGAUUAAUUACGAGCAAAGAAUCUUCUGAAUGCAUUUAUAAGAACGAAUUAAUCGGUAAUUUCGAUGUUACGACAAAUUGUUGUCAGGCAUUGUUUAUUUAAAUACUUCGAGUUAUAAUAAAAUUGUUGGCAGAUUACGCUUAUUUGAACACGUUAAGUCUGAUGGACGCAGCACAAUGUACCAUGGAUAUACAUAUUCGUAUUAAAUGCCUUAUUACUCCGCUGUGAUUUUUAUAUGUAUAUUUAUAGUGAUUAAUAUCUCAAACAAAUAGUUGUAUUGAUAUUGAAAAAAGAAUCAAAUAUUGAUCAAAUGGAUCAUUGGCAUAAAAUAUAAGAUAAUAGAAAACA